GGAGCCAUGUCCGCGCCACUGGGUCUCGGGCCAGAAGUGCGGGACACCUGCACAUCGCUGGGGCUGAUGCUGGCGGUCGUGCUCUCCACGGGACUGGCUCGGGUGGUCGUUCGGCAGCAGCUGCACAGAUCCAAGGUCCACGCCUUCGUCUUGGAGUUUCUGGGCACCUUCCAGCUCUGCUGCUGCACUCACGAGCUGCAGCUACUGAGCGAGCAGGACCCCGUGCACCCCACCUGGCCGCUGACGCUUGUCUACUUCUUCUCCUUGGUGCAUGGCCUGACUUUGGUGGGCACCGCUAGCAACCCGUGUGUCGUGAUGAUGCAGAUGAUGUUGGGGGGAAUGUCCCCUGAGAUGGGUGCCAUGAGUCUCCUGGCCCAGCUGAUGAGUGCCCUAUGCAGCAGGUACUGCAUAGGUGCCCUGUGGAGCCUGGGCCUGACCAAGUAUCACAUCAGCGAAAGGACCUUAGGUUGCAGGAAUCCCAUUCACGUCGACUUGGCCAAAGCAGUCAUCAUAGAGACCAUCUGCUCCUUCGUCUUCCACAGCGCCUUGCUCCGCUUCCAGGAGAUCCGAACAAAGCUUCGUAUCCACCUGCUGGCCGCACUCAUCACCUUUUUGGUCUAUGCAGGAGGAAGUCUAACGGGAGCUGUAUUUAAUCCAGCUUUGGCGCUUUCACUACAUUUCCAGUGUUUUGAUGAAGCAUUCUCACAACUUUUUAUAGUAUAUUGUUUGGCUCCUUCUUUAGGUAUAUUGUUGAUGGUGUUGAUGUUCAGCCUUUUCCUUCCCUGGCUGCAGAACAACCAUGUAAUUAAAAAGGAUUGA
Molecule: messenger RNA, 819 nt
Organism: Chrysochloris asiatica (Cape golden mole)
Lineage: Eukaryota; Metazoa; Chordata; Mammalia; Afrosoricida; Chrysochloridae
Gene: AQP11
Product: aquaporin 11
Exons: 3
Coding region: 7-819 (270 amino acids)
Biological process (GO): transmembrane transport
Cellular component (GO): membrane; cytoplasm
Molecular function (GO): channel activity
Source: RefSeq, a predicted model, not a curated record